Messenger RNA from Sinocyclocheilus grahami, 1428 nucleotides. Its product is annotated as multiple epidermal growth factor-like domains protein 11. The record is from RefSeq and is a predicted model, not a curated record. Lineage: Eukaryota; Metazoa; Chordata; Actinopteri; Cypriniformes; Cyprinidae. Bases 1 to 1428 code for a protein of 475 amino acids. The transcript has 8 exons.
AUGGCCAUCCUGCAGGUCUACCAGGCCAAGGCGUUGAAAGAACUGCGCUCAGCGACUGACACUGCUCUUGGGGCUAUGAAGGUCACGGCACAGGCUCUGAGGAGGGCGAUGUCCACUUUAGUGGUCCAGGAACACCACCUGUGGCUCAACCUGGCUGAUAUGCGGGAAGUCUUUCUUGACGCCCCCAUUUCACAGAUUGAAUCUACAGGCAACAGCAUGUGCCCGCCUGGCCAUUAUUGCCCAACUGGUAUCGGCUCUCCUCUCCCAUGCCCCGCUGGAACAUUCUCCAGCUCCCCAGGGUUGAGUGGGGCCGAGCAGUGUCAGCCGUGUCCUCCUGGGUACUUCUGUGAGCAAACUGCUAUGGUGUAUCCAUCAGAAGCAGCUCUCUGUGAUGCUGGAUAUGUGUGUAUCAAUGGCAGUCGUAGUGCUCGACCGAUAGAUGGACUGCAGGGUUAUAUUUGUCCGAGCAGACACAGUUGCCCCAUUGGUACUCCAUUGGAAGUGCCUUGUGAGCCUGGCACAUACAGCAGUGCUCCUGGUGCUGCCCACUGUCUCUCAUGCCCAGCUGGCACUAUGUGUCCUUCCCCUGGCACACAGGAGCCAUCCCCAUGUCCCAUGGGUCAUUUUUGCCCUGUUGGCACUGCUGCAGCUGUACCCUGUCCUGUGGGCACACUGGGACAGGUUACCAGGGCUCAGUCGGAGGCUGCCUGUGUGCCCUGCCCUACUGGCCUCUACUGCAGUUCACCUGGAACAUCACAACCACAGGGCCAGUGCCAGCAGGGUUAUUUCUGCCAAGGAGGGUCUCCAAAUCCUGCUCCUCUGAAUAUAACUGGCUACCUCAGGAAUGGCCCCUGUCCGCAAGGUCACUUUUGCCCUUCUGGAACCCUAAUGCCUCUGCCUUGCCCAGCAGGCAGCAUUCGUAACCUCACAGGGGGUUACUCCAUAGAAAGCUGUCUUCCCUGCCCAGCAGGGCAUUACUGUGCUAGCGAGGGCCUGGAUGCUCCAAAUGGACCCUGUGCUGCAGGCUUUUACUGCCCAGUAUACUUCUCCUCCACCACCCCGCACGCUUUCCUCUGCCCCAAGGGUCAUUACUGUCCCUUGGGCUCAGCCCUGGCCUUGCCCUGCCCCACGGGACAGUACCAGCCGAAUUCGGGCUCGGAUAACUGCAUCCCCUGCCGUCCAGGCUAUUACUGUGAGGAGGCAAUUAUCGGAGACCCCCGGCCUUGCCCUCCACACUCCUACUGCCCUGCAGCAACAAUGGUUCCUCAGCCCUGUCCCAAUGGCACAUACACCCCACUUGAGGUCGGGGGUUUGCAGGAGGAGAGAGAGUGUUUGCCGUGUCCACCAGGAAAGUUCUGCAAGUAUGUUUACAGAUCUUAUAAGAGUGUUUCUUCAACCAUGGACACUUAUGACCUUGUAGACUUUUAG